CUUUAUUUUUCAAUUUUCAAUACUUAGCGACUACUUCGUAGAUCUCUCUCUCUCUCUCUCUCUAGACUCGCCCAAAACCCAACCAUGGCGAAUACAGGGAAUUUAGACGCGGCGAUAGAGCAAUUACUGAACGUAGAGAAGCAGAUGAGGCUCGCCGGUGACGUGGCCGGCACCAGAAAGGCCGUUACCGACAUCUUGCAGCUCUGCUUUGACGCGCGAGCAUGGAAAACCCUCAAUGAUCAGAUUAUCGUAUUGUCCAAACGACGCGGCCAGCUUAAGCAGGCUGUAACAGCUAUGGUCCAGCAGGCUAUGCAAUAUAUUGAUGAGACACCAGACGUUGAAACUCGUAUUGAACUAAUCAAAACAUUGAACAGUGUAUCUGCAGGGAAGAUAUAUGUUGAGAUUGAGAGAGCUAGGUUGAUCAAGAAACUUGCAAAGAUUAAAGAAGAACAAGGGCUUAUAGCUGAAGCAGCUGAUUUGAUGCAAGAAAUUGCGGUGGAAACUUUUGGUGCCAUGGCAAAAACUGAGAAAAUUGCAUUCAUCCUCGAACAAGUCCGUUUGUGCCUAGACCGCCAGGAUUAUGUUCGUGCACAAAUACUCUCAAGAAAGAUUAGUCCAAGAGUAUUUGAUGCUGAUGCAUCUAAGGAAAAGAAAAAGCCUAAAGAAGGUGAUAAUGUUGUUGGAGAGGCUCCUGCAGAUAUACCAUCUCUGCUGGAGUUGAAGCGGAUCUAUUAUGAACUAAUGAUUAGGUAUUAUUCCCAUAACAAUGAUUAUCUUGAAAUUUGCCGUUGCUACAAGUCAAUAUAUGAGAUUCCGUCUGUCAAAGAAAACCCUGCCGACUGGAUUCCAAUCCUGAGGAAAAUAUGCUGGUAUUUGGUUCUAUCUCCCCAUGAUCCAAUGCAGUCAAGCCUUCUCAAUUCUACCUUGGAGGAUAAGAAUCUGUCUGAGAUUCCAAAUUUUAAGCUACUUUUGAAACAGCUGGUCACCAUGGAGGUCAUCCAAUGGACGAAUCUUUGGGAUACAUAUAAGAAUGAGUUUGAGAAUGAGAAGAUCUCUGGGAAGUCUCUGGGUGAAAAAGCAGCAGAUGAUUUGAGGCAAAGAAUAAUUGAGCAUAAUAUUCUUGUUGUAUCAAAAUACUACGCAAGGAUUACUUUGAAGAGACUUGCAGAGCUUUUGUGUCUCAGUGUACAGGAAGCCGAGAAGCACCUCUCAGAUAUGGUCGUGUCUAAGGCACUGGUGGCAAAGAUUGAUAGGCCAAUGGGAGUAGUUUGUUUCCAAACAGCAAAGGAUAGCAACGAUAUUCUUAACUCAUGGGCAGCAAACUUGGAGAAACUGCUUGAUCUUGUGGAGAAGAGCUGUCAUCAAAUACACAAGGAAACCAUGGUUCAUAAAGCUGUUUUGAAGGUUUAAGACGGUCCUUAUCAACAAUUACAGUAAUGGGGGCACCUCAAUAUGGAUGUGAUUUUGGACUAAAAUCGUCUUUUCAGGGAUGUUCAUUUGAAUCGUCACCAAUUGGGUUGAUGAAGAAUUGCAUUAAACGAUCCCUUUUUCGUUUUAUAUUUUUGUCAUUCAUGCGUUCAGGGUAGAGCUGGAUAUAUGCUUCUUAGUACUGACAGUAACAUUGUUGUAUACUGCUGCCACAUACCACUGGCUUAUGACAGGACCAUAAACGGUCUUGUUUGCAGCAGUGGCAAGAAAUUGAGUGCUUAUUUUUAUUCUUUUUGUCUGGCUAAAUCUUCUUUUGGACCUUUCGGUCGCUAAUUUCAUUUUCUUGUGCAAUAGGAUGUG
Gastrolobium bilobum is the source of this 1788-nucleotide messenger RNA. Its product is annotated as 26S proteasome non-ATPase regulatory subunit 12 homolog A-like. The record is from RefSeq and is a predicted model, not a curated record. The coding region runs from base 85 to 1410 and encodes 441 amino acids. The transcript is spliced from 12 exons. Lineage: Eukaryota; Viridiplantae; Streptophyta; Magnoliopsida; Fabales; Fabaceae. Gene Ontology annotation, cellular component: cytoplasm; nuclear proteasome complex; proteasome regulatory particle, lid subcomplex.